Linum tenue is the source of this 1433-nucleotide messenger RNA. The record is from the annotation of a GenBank genome assembly. NCBI's taxonomy places the organism in Eukaryota, Viridiplantae, Streptophyta, Magnoliopsida, Malpighiales, Linaceae.
UUUUACCAUUCGACUAAGAGUAACAAAACAACAGCGCUGAGAAGGCUGCUCCCAAAUCCUCCAAACGAAAAACCCUCAGUUAGAACUUAGAACAACCAGCGGCUAUCAUGGAGAAGAAUUCAGAGCCGACGGCGAACAAGAACCAGAAGAAGGCCAAUCUUCUAGAUCACCACUCGAUCAAGCACAUUCUCGACGAAUCCGUCUCCGAGAUCGUUGCGAGUCGUGGAUACGCUGAAGAUGUCAGGAUGAGCAAUGUCAGGUUGUUGCUGGGGACUGUCAUUAUUGCCGUCGCUCUCGUGGCUCAGUUUUACAAGAAGAAGUUCCCCGAGAAUAGAGACUUUUUGAUCGGUUGCAUCGUAUUAUAUCCUUUUUUCGUUUGAUCUAAAGAUUCAGUAGCUGAUUUCGCCUCAAAAUUUUGUGUCGUCUGAUUUUAAUCGUAGAAUUGUACUUCAUGUGUCAUUCCUGUGUAUAUGUUCCAACUCUCUUGAGUCUUGGGAAUUGAAUUCCUGGUUUGUUUUGGAUGGCUAAGUUGUUGGAUCCUUGACUAGGGCAAGUAUAUAGUCCUCAACGUGGUGUUGCAGCUGAUCAUAUUCGUGAAGGAAAAGAACGCCAUCUUGUUCACUUACCCUCCUCAGGGAUCUUACACAAGUACUGGUUUGAUGAUCACUUCGAAAUUACCAAGAUUCGCUGACGACUACACACUUACUAUAGCAAGUGCUGAUCCAAAGUCGAUUUCUGCUGGGAAGACAGUGGACUUGACUAAAAGUGUUACAAAAUGGUUCACAAAGGAUGGAGUUCUGGUGGAAGGCCUAUUCUGGAAGGAUGUGAACUCCCUAUUAGACCAGUACUCGGGGGAAGCAAAGAAGAGCAAGUGAUGAUCUUUUUAAAAUCUGAUUACUUUGAUGACCUAAGUGAAAAAGCAUACAUUAGCUCCAGCGGUAUCAUGCUCUGCUUUAGAACUACAACUUUCAAGCCUAGAGGACGAAAUAGACUUUGAAUUAUCUGUUUGGACCAUCCAUUGUUACUCUCAGCUGAAGCAGUUCUGUCUUGAGAAUCGUUUUCUCGCGCCAUCUCGAAUGAAUGCCCUCUUUAGUGCUGCAUGAUCCAAAUUGGUAGUCGUUUUGGUUGCUUGCAGUUGCAGCCUUGUAGGUGAAAACUCUGCUCCUAACAUUUGAGUUCAAUUAUCGGAGGUCUUUUGUGUUGGGCUUGGGCCUUCAACUUAUAUAAGUGAUGUGGAUUCUUUUAUGUUUUUAUAUUAUGAGCUAGCCCAACUUCUCAGUACUGUGUCAUGACUCAGGACUCAUGAGUGACGACAGGUGUAAUCCAACUACAAGAAGUCAGCGCCAUGAUAUCGAGUCGUUGUGGAAAGGGCCCACAUGAAGGAAGAUAUUUGUGUCGCUGAAUUGGCGGGCCCAAUGCUGGGCCCGUCUGUC